UUGUUUUGUUUCUGAAAAAUUUUUGAUGGCGCUCGUUUUGGUUGUCAAAGUUAUUUGAAAAUAUUUUUAUAUUAUUUGGUAAAUUAAAAUGCUAAUAACAGAAAGCGGUAAUUUAUCAUCAAUUUACACGAUACUAAAUUGUUUGAAUUUUAAGUUAUGAUGGAGCCGGAGGAUAUGAUUGUGUUAGUCGUCGUGGACGACGAUGAAAGUGGAAAGUCUUUGGAAAAAGAUAACUUGGUAACUAACUCUUGCAUGGAGGUGGAGAAUAUAAUUGAAACUGCACAAAAACAUGGUCAGUUCAUUGACGUGAAGACAGAGCCCGAGGACUAUGAGGAAUACGACUAUCUUGAUAGCGAAUUUAAACCUGAGAUUUACUUCAAGCAAGAACCUUUUGAUGAUGAUGACGAUUAUAUUCCUGAUGAAAAUGCACAGUCAGAUGAAACAGAUACUAAAGACCAUCAUAAAAGGCACCGCUGGUCAAGGAGGCAGUCAUGGCAGCAGCGGUCCUUUAUUGCAGAACUACGUCAAAAGUACGAGGAGCUCAGAGAUGAUGAGGAGUUGUUAGUUAACACUUUAGAACAGAUUAUGAGGUCUGUGACACCUCCGGAAUUACCGCAAGACUACUGUAAUGUUAUCAACGGUAUUAUGUAUAAAUGUAUGCAGUGUGGUGUUGUAUUGGAGACUCUGCCGGCGGCUGGACGCCACUAUCAGGAGAAACACGGCCAGAGAUAUCUAGUGUGCUAUGCAUGCGGUGUCGACUUCCGAAGCACAACAAACCUGUACAAGCACGAGAAGCGUUGCGCGGCGCCGGACGCCCACGUGGUGCUGAAGGCGCGCGCCGCCUUCCUCGGCCGCAAGGGCCGCAGCCGGCCCUACCUCACCGACAACAAGUUCCGGAACAAACGGCCCGACAGGUUCCCGUGCCAGCUGUGCUCGGCGGUGUUCAUAACGCGCAGCAACCUGGAGUCGCACGAGAACCUGCACCGCGGCGAGCGCCCCUACCGCUGCCACGCCUGCCCCUGCGCCUACACCUCGUACUCCGCACUCUCUCGGCACGCAAAGAAACACACGGACAUUCAGUUUAUAUGCGACCUCUGUGGCCGCUCGUUCAAGAUCAAAGCCGCGCUGGCAUCGCACAUGGACACGCACAAACCUAUACGUAAACAUGGUUGUGACGAGUGCAACCGUCGCUUCGCUCAGAAGUCGGCCCUCAUACUUCACAUUAACCGAGUCCACAGAAACCUGCCACCUCCAUGCGCUUGCCAGAUUUGUCCCAAGAGGUACCCACGGAUGUCUCUUCUCAAGGAACACAUGAAAAGUGCGCACGGAAUGUCCAUAAUAACUCGUAAGAUGUUCUUCAAAUCCUUACCCACAAUGUCUGAAUUAGAAGUGAAACAAUCAAAAGUCGUGCUUAAAUACGACGAUGACUUACUUCACUUCAUACCCCCAAUAAAGCCAACGCCAGAAACAGUUAUUACGGAAUACACUGACGAUCAAAAUCACCUCGAAAAACAGGACGAGGUCGUCCAAGAAAUGACAGUGGAAGAGUUCAUGAGGUAUGUCAAGAACGAUGAAGAUGUUGGGACUAAUGUUGUGUAUAUACAAAAUGGUGAAGUGGUACAAAUGGAAGAGGAUGCUCAAGGCAAGCUGGUGUUGGAAGUCGAAGCAAUGUUCGAUGCUCAAGUUAAAGUAGAAAACGAGAGUCCAGAUGAGGAUAGUGGUGAAACUUUACCUGUCCUGUAGCAGUUGAAACUUGAAAUAGGUUUUGUAUCCUGGUUUGUGUGUAAACAUUUUGUUCUAAUGUAUAUUUUGGUACAGAUUUGAAGUCUUAUGAUGAAUGCUUGGACAACUUUUACAUAAUAUGUCCUUUUCUUUGGGCUUUUCCUAAAAGAAUAACUUUGAUGACUUGCGGCUGGAGUUUUAAAACGAUUAAGGAAUCGUGAAGUACCCAAGUGUGAAAGUGGAAAGUUAGGAAUUUCUUAAACUAGGUAUACAUUUGAAUUAAAUGUUAUGCAUUUGAACAACUUGCAAUAUACUGUGAAUAAUGCUGUUUUUUUUCUAUUACUUUUAUUCGAGUUAUUUAUUAUCUGGUGGCAUGGUAGUGCCCCGCCAUCUAUUGUUUAAUUAAAGUAUUAUUUUGCUCUUCACCUUUUGUAAGUCAUUAGAAUAGAAAGUUCGUGUUCAUUAAUGAAGCGCAGUUCUAACAAAUAUUUAUAGGUUAGUGUAAUACUUUUACUGUAUGAAGACUGAUUUAAGUAAUAAAUAAAUAUUCCAUGAUUGAUUGUCCAGUUUUGUUACCAACAGUUUGUUGAAAAAUAGGCUUACCAAAAAACAGCAGCUGGAGCUGAAUCACAUACAAUGUUUAAAUAGUAACUCUUACUAGAAAUGUGUUUUAUGUAUGAACUUUAUGUUAACGAUCUCAAGUUCUUUAUUUCUAGCCUGGUAAUUAAUUUGUAAUUUUUGACAUAAGUGCCAAUAUAGAUUGAAAUAAAUUGAUUUACGGCUUGUUUCAAUGGGACAACAUCUUUUA
This is a messenger RNA of Trichoplusia ni (cabbage looper), 2530 nucleotides long. RefSeq names its product zinc finger protein 260-like. Gene Ontology annotation, molecular function: RNA polymerase II transcription regulatory region sequence-specific DNA binding; DNA-binding transcription factor activity, RNA polymerase II-specific. Lineage: Eukaryota; Metazoa; Arthropoda; Insecta; Lepidoptera; Noctuidae. Gene Ontology annotation, cellular component: nucleus. The record is from RefSeq and is a predicted model, not a curated record. Bases 157 to 1743 code for a protein of 528 amino acids. Gene Ontology annotation, biological process: regulation of transcription by RNA polymerase II. The transcript is spliced from 9 exons.